Kickxella alabastrina is the source of this 559-nucleotide messenger RNA. RefSeq names its product DnaJ domain-containing protein. The record is from RefSeq and is a predicted model, not a curated record. Bases 70 to 480 code for a protein of 136 amino acids. NCBI's taxonomy places the organism in Eukaryota, Fungi, Kickxellomycota, Kickxellomycetes, Kickxellales, Kickxellaceae. Gene Ontology annotation, cellular component: cytoplasm. The transcript has a single exon.
CUCUCUAUACCCUAAACAAAAGAUAUGCCAAUUAUCCAUACUAUUUUUAAAAUUUUAUUUACAAAGUAAAUGAACACAAAUACACAGCAAAGUCAGCCCAACGCACAGGCACAAAUCCCCGACUACUACGACAUUUUGCGCUGCUUCCCACAGUCUACUCAAGAGCAAAUACACCAAGAGUACAAGCAGUUGGCACUACAGCAUCAUCCAGACAGGGUGACGGGUGACUCGCAGUGGUACGAUAUUCGCCGGGCAUAUGAUGUUAUUGGCGAUCCACAGAAAAGAGCGCAGUAUGAUCGCUGGAGAAUGUCUGAGCUGCUCGUGUCUUUCGACCAGUGGCUGGUGUCGCAGGUCCAGGUAACGCACUGGAAAUGCAGUAACCAGAGGUCCAUAGAAAGAAAGGAAAAAAGACAGGAUAGUAAUAAUGGGCGCGGGGAACCUGGAGAUUUGUAUGAAAAAUUUCGUAAUUACGAAAUAUGAAUCCUUGCAACAUGUGCAAACUUCAUAUCUGCAUAGAGAUAGCAGCUACUGAUUAUUUUUUAAAUGCUUAAAUACAAAC